UUCAGUUUAGAACAACCUAAAAACUCUCCUAGUCAUUUUCCUGCCUCCUGCGAUAAAAUGAGUUCUGAGUACCCAGUUAGCCAAACAAAUCCUAGAAAAAGACCCAUUACAGAAGUUGAUGAGCCAACCACUCUAAUCUGCACAGUAGUAGCCAUUGAUCACACCAAUCUCUACUACAGAGUUUGCUCUGUUUGUGAGAAAACUCUCCCUGAAGCCACCCAUAAGAAUGCUACUAUUAAUCCUUGUUCUUCUUCAGCUUCUUUGCCUAUUUGUAGAUACUGCAACUUUAAGAAUGCCUUUAAUCCUGGUUCCUCUGGUUCCAAACGCCUCUUUAAAGUUCUUAUGUCUAUAGCUACGGAUACGAAGGUAUUUGUGGUGGUAAUGUUUGACAGGGCUGCGAGGGUUCUUUUUGGUUGCUCUGCUGAUGAGUUUUUUGAUUUUGCCAAGAUUCACCCUUUUGCUGCCACAACUGCAGGCAAGGUUCUUGAGGGUGAGAUGUUAAGAGUGAUGCUGUCAAAACCAAAGAAUGGAAAUGCACAGCAUCUACGUGUUGCCUCAGUUGUUCCCUUACAGUCUAGUUUUCAGCCAGCAAUUGUGACCUUGAGGAAACUGUAUCAAGUAAGAGGUGGUUCUUAAGUACAUCUGCCCCAUUUGUAUAUGCUUCACCCAUGGAGUGAUUUUUAAUUAUUUUUCUUUUGGUAUGCCACUUUGCUUUACAUGAAAUUUCUGGAUUAACUUUCA
Coffea eugenioides is the source of this 741-nucleotide messenger RNA. RefSeq lists its product as uncharacterized. The record is from RefSeq and is a predicted model, not a curated record. The transcript is spliced from 3 exons. The coding region runs from base 58 to 636 and encodes 192 amino acids. Lineage: Eukaryota; Viridiplantae; Streptophyta; Magnoliopsida; Gentianales; Rubiaceae.